AUGACCACACCGCAGGUCUUUUGGACCGGUGACGACCAGCCCGGCCCCGGGCCCGGGCCCACACAGCUCCCGCAACAUGUCGGCCUGAAUGCCCCGCGGCUGGAGGCGGCCAACCGGUUGCUGGCCACCGCGGGCCCGGUGGCCGAUGGGCGUCCGGGUCCGGCGCAGCUGGCCGCCGCCCGGCCCCCGGGGCACAUGCCCGUCGGCAAGGUCGAUGCCUCCGGCAUCACGAGCAAUGCCCGGCAUCUGCUGGUUCCGGGCGACGCGCGGCACUGGUGCCCGGCCGUGUACGCGGCACUGACCGCGCGGCUCAUCAACAGCGUGUGCUCGUGA
Molecule: messenger RNA, 333 nt
Organism: Fonticula alba
Lineage: Eukaryota; Rotosphaerida; Fonticulaceae
Exons: 1
Coding region: 1-333 (110 amino acids)
Source: RefSeq, a predicted model, not a curated record